Haliotis rubra (blacklip abalone) is the source of this 1686-nucleotide messenger RNA. Its product is annotated as ankyrin repeat domain-containing protein 49-like. Gene Ontology annotation, molecular function: protein binding; transcription cis-regulatory region binding. The transcript has 10 exons. Gene Ontology annotation, biological process: positive regulation of transcription by RNA polymerase II. The record is from RefSeq and is a predicted model, not a curated record. Gene Ontology annotation, cellular component: nucleus; cilium. Lineage: Eukaryota; Metazoa; Mollusca; Gastropoda; Lepetellida; Haliotidae. The coding region runs from base 171 to 1535 and encodes 454 amino acids.
GGUUAUAAAUACAUUAGCUGCACUAAGCCGGGUGUAACGCACAAGGACAGGACAGGCUUGAACCACGUGAUAUUACCACAGUCAACGGGGACGCCACUGACCUGAACUGAAACUGUCUAUGUUGCAGUGAAACAUUGGUGAUCUGCCAAAUGACAUGUCAACGCUGAAACAUGUGGAUUUAUGGAUCAAUUGUGUUUUUAUGCUGUCUGACUGUUCAAGGUGAAGAGGAAUGUGAGCCUGGACAAUAUGGGGAUGGUUGUAGUAAAAGUUGUUCUCGAAACUGUAAACCUCUUCCAAAUGGCAUAGUGCGCUGUCACAAAGAAACUGGAGAAUGCUUCGAAGGAUGCGAAGCGGGUGUGUACGGUGACCAGUGUGAUGAACCGUGCAGCAAACAUUGCCUAGGAAACACCUGCAAUAUGCACAAUGGACACUGUGCUCUGGGCUGUAUAGAAAAUCACAUCGGCGUCUUCUGUGAGAUUUACAAUGGGAUUACCAUCGUUCAUCAAGGUACUACCUCUAGCAGUCAUACAACCGUUACCACAGGUGUGGUACCGACAAGCAGUUCCCAGGUCGUCAUUCCAGUUGUUGUAGCAAUACUUGUCCUUAUCCUUGUGGGCGUAGUGGUUAUCUUCAUAUGGCACAGAAAGAAGAAGAAGAAGAAGAAGAAGAAGAAGGAGGAAAGUCAACGUGACCCCGACGUUGAGGUGGGAUUUCUCCCAGCACCUGUCUCGGAAACACAGAUAGAGAGCGGGAGGCGAGAGACGCUGCGGGGAUCCAGCCAGGACGAUAGUGCCUUGAGCGAAAGGAUAGCACUGAUACCUGGGUCUUCACAGAUGUCUGAUGUACACGCCACGAGCGGAGAGGGAGACACGCCGAUGCCUGGGACCCCCUCAAGACCUGACACACGAGCAACACCGACACCCGCACGGAGAGACGCCCGGGCAGACGACGACCUCCAUGUCGCCUGCAGGGAGGGGAACCUGGCGGAGGUGAAGCGGAUCCUGGACACAGGUCGGGCUGACGUCAACUGUAGAAGUGUGGACGGGAUGACACCGGUGAUGUGGGCAGCACUGGGGGGACACAGGGAUGUUGUGGAGCUCCUUGUGAGUCGAGGUGCUGAUGUGUCACUGGUGGACGAUAACGGUGACAACAUCCUUCACUGCGCCUGUAUGGUAGGAGACAGGAAGACAGUGGAGUUUGUCCUGUCUCUGGACGUGGUGGACAUCAACAGUAGAGGAUGGAGGAGCAACACACCGGUGAUGGAGGCAGCAGAGGGGGGACACAGGGAUGUUGUGGAGCUCCUUGUGAGUCGAGGUGCUGAUGUGUCACUGGUGGACGAUGACGGUAACAACAUCCUUCACUGCGCCUGUAUGGUAGGAGACAGGAAGACAGUGGAGUUUGUCCUGUCUCAGGACGGGGUGGACAUCAACGUCAGGAACAACGACGGGGAGACAGCGGCCGACGUGGCGAGAGACCGGGGACAUCAUCAACUGUGGGAUUUCCUGGUGUCACAUGGUACACACACAGUGAAGUGAAUGUAGUGUUGAUGUAGACAGUGAUGGAGGACAUGUCAUUACUGACACUGAAGUUGUGCAUGCCGUUCAUGUCGUCGCGCUGUUUAUAAUUCAGUAUGAAGGUGAGAAUAUUUGUUGUGUUUGAGGAGAAAUAAAACUUGUUGAGAACAUU